Molecule: messenger RNA, 2541 nt
Organism: Salarias fasciatus (jewelled blenny)
Lineage: Eukaryota; Metazoa; Chordata; Actinopteri; Blenniiformes; Blenniidae
Product: stonustoxin subunit beta-like
Exons: 4
Coding region: 49-1545 (498 amino acids)
Source: RefSeq, a predicted model, not a curated record
CACCUCCUCCCUCCUGCUCCAUCUAAACAGCGCCACCAGGUUGCAGACAUGUCCUCAGAGGUCCUGCAGGUUGCUGCUCUGGGCCAGCCGUUCACUCUGGGGAUGCUCUAUGAUGCUCGAAGAGACAGUAUCACUUCAGGAUUCCCAUUGUGGGAUCAAACAACGGUACAAGCAAACACAACUGAUUCCCUUCAGAGCAGCAGCGCCUUUGAGAUCUCUGCAUCCGACUCCACUCAGUCCAAAUCGUCCCUCCUGGAUGUUGAAGCUUCAGUGAAAGCCAGUUUCCUCGGAGGCCUGAUUGAAGUCGGAGGAUCUGCCAAAUACCUGACAGACCAGAAGAAGUUCAUGAACCAGAGCAGAGUAACCUUUCAGUACAAAGCCACCACCCACUUCAAACAGCUGUCAAUGACUCGUCUCAGUGCAGAUGAAGGUUUGAUUGAGAGAAGUUCUGCUACUCAUGUGGUCACUGGCAUCCUUUAUGGGGCAAAUGCUUUUUUUGUGUUUGACAGCCAGAAGUUAGACUCCAGCAAUGUCCAAAAAAUCCACGGCAGCAUGCAAGCUGUGAUCAAGAAGAUUCCUACCUUCAAUGUGGAGGGACAAGCUGAUAUCCAGCUGACCGACGAAGAAAAAGCCCUGGUUCAGACGUUCUCCUGUACAUUUCACGGAGACUUCAUUCUUGAGAACAACCCGACAACAUUCAUAGACGCAGUGAAGACCUACGUAGAGCUGCCAAAGCUGCUGAAGUCACAGGCAGAGAAACUCGUUCCCUUGAAGGUUUGGCUGAUGCCUCUGACGAAUCUGGCUUCAACAGCUCCGAAGCUCAUGAGCGGCAUCAGUGUUGGUCUGGUGAGGAAGGUUGAAGAAACUCUGGAAGACAUGAAGCAGAUGGAAUCCAGAUGUAAUGAUGCUCUGGUUGAUGGAACGAUUGAGAAAUUUCCACAGAUUAAAGAAGUCCUCAAUCGUUACCAGAAGCUGUGUAAUGACUACACAUCUAAUCUCCGAAAGGCCCUGGAGACGAAGCUUCCCUCCAUCCGUGAAGGCAACGAGAAUGAGAGCUCGUUGAGACAACUCUUUGACAGCAGAGCCACGUCACCGUUUAGUCAUGAAAAACUACUCAAGUGGCUGGAGGGUAAAGAGAGAGAAAUCAACAUCAUGAGGUACUGCGUGGAAAUAAUGGAGGGAGUCAAGAUCGUCCACAAUCAGUCCGAACUUGAUCGAGAAGUUCUCAAUCCAGCUAUCAAAGAAGCUCUGUGCUUUGUUUUCACCUCUUUGGAAAAUGCCGACCCCUGUCUGGAUGCAAUGGCUCAACACCUGGAUUCAGUUCAGUCCAGCAGCGCCAAUGACGUCCCGUGGUACUACUCAGAGGAGGUCUUCAACCGAAUCAGAGAAAAAGCCAAAAUCUUCCACGAACUUGCAGAGAAACAGAAGACGGACAAGACGUUCUGUUUCCUCGUGGGUUCUAUUCAGAACAACAAAUACACCGGAGCAACUAUUUACCAGUACAAGGACGGCAUCCUGAUCACUGAUGACUUCUCCAAACUGUAAGUCAGUUCUGGAGAGACGAUCAUCGACGGCAGUGAUCUGAAGUCUAUGAUCGGGCUGUGGACCUCAGCGACAUGUUCUGGAGCCUGCCGCCUGAGGGAAUGUGGACGGCAAUAUGGAUACAAGUGACCGUUUACGUGAAGUGGUUUGAUGGACAAUCGGGACCCCAAAACAAAUCUUCAUCAUACCACAUACCGGCUUUCAACCUCCAAUCAAACACUGACCAAACAGCCAUAAUGAAAAAUUGACUCAUUUCUAGAUCUUUCCAUUGUUUUACCUUCUACAUCAGAAACAAUCCAUUCAAUCUUAAAAUAACUGGAGACUGUUUCACACUAUGUGGAUAAGACAAACUACAAUAUUCCCAGAUAUUCAUUGUAUUUUAUUCUAAUAUCCUUAAGUUUACAGCUUCAUGACUGUUCCUCUCUCUCUGGGUUACUUCACCGUUGUUCUCUUUGCCGCGUCCCUGCUGGAGGGUUUGUUAUGCUUUGCUCAGACUCGAUGGCUCUGUUGUUAUCAGCUCAUUGUAUGAGUAACUAGUCUGAACUCGGACUGGGGAGGAAGACCCUGGGAGUGCCCUGUGAAGGCACAUUUUUUGUAUUCUUUCCUUGUCUCAGGAGAAUCAUAAAUCAACCACUUUCAACUAGGAGAUGUGAAACAUAAUUAUAGAUGUUAAAAAAUCAUGAAAAACUGCUUAAAUGGUAACUGCAAUUAUCAAAUUAUCCCAAAGAGGAAUCUGAAACAAUGUCUCAAACUGCAUCAGUCUGAGUGAGUUAACUGGUAAAUGAACAAUCCUGUGAAUAAUCAUGUCUAAUUGUUAUUUCCUGCUUGAAAUGCAUGUUAUGAUUUUUGAUCAUAGUAACUGUCAUGUGAAGCAAAUCAGUGGAGUUUUAACUAACAUGAUAUGAGAGGCUGACUUAAUUCUUUUUUCUUUUGAUGUAUAUCAGUUUGUUUGCUCUUUUUCACUUUUUUUAUUGGAUCUGCUGUUCAUUGGAUUUUGGU